This is a messenger RNA of Xyrauchen texanus (razorback sucker), 1419 nucleotides long. It is a transcript of the gene mpp4a, whose product is annotated as MAGUK p55 scaffold protein 4a. Lineage: Eukaryota; Metazoa; Chordata; Actinopteri; Cypriniformes; Catostomidae. The record is from RefSeq and is a predicted model, not a curated record. Gene Ontology annotation, molecular function: protein binding. Gene Ontology annotation, cellular component: plasma membrane; adherens junction.
AUGCAUCAAGAGCUUAAGAAAAAAGUUUAUUCCUGGGGAAGUGACAAAUUUGGACAGCUGGGUCAUAUGAACGCUCCUAGCACAGUUCCUAAUCUGGCUAAGAUUUCUGAUGGCAUCCGUGUGUGGGAUGUAGCAGCAGGGCAAACUCACACUUUGCUGCUGGCUGAUGGUGACUGUUAUCAGCCCAUACUCUACUACACUGGAGAGCAAGUUAUAGAGAACACCGACACCUCUCUUACCCUCUCUGGGACUUAUACCCAGACGCCCACCCUUUUGCCGUUCUGCAUGAAUAAAGGUGAACCUCCUGUGUCCUGUACAGCCACCCACACUUUCAGCAAAGAGGGAAGACUCAAAGAUGACUCAUAUAAUGGCCACUGGUUAUCAGGCAAACCUCAUGGCAAAGGGACUCUGAAGUGGCCAGAUGGGACAGUUUACUAUGGCACAUUCAAGAACGGGCUUGAGGAUGGGCCUGCUAGAGCCAGAUUCAGCUUGAGAAGACUACAUAGUAGUGGGUUGUUUGUAUAUGAUUGUCUGGUGCAGCACAGUCGGAAUGCCCCAACCCAAUACUUGCCUUAUUCCUCAAGACUGUCUGAGGAGAUUAAUGCCAAUGUGCGAGGACUGGCCGUCCCCUCCCUGGACCUAUAAGAAUUGUAUAUUUUGCUGAGAAGCCCUCUGCUCCAGGCUUUGCUCUCUGCCCAUGAUUCUGAGGCUCAGAGGGACUAUGAUCCAGUGUUUCCUCCCCUUCCUGACAACCUGCCUGAAGAUGAGGAGGCCAUGAGGAUUGCUUGCCUCAUGAAGAACAAUCAGCCUCUGGGCGCAACAAUUAAAAAGUAUGAGAGAAGAGGGAGUAUGUUGAUUGCUAGGGUGAAUCAUGGAGGACUGGCAGAUCACAGUGGACUCGUUCAUUCUGGUGAUAAGCUGGUGGAAGUGAAUGGACGAGUGCAGGGACUGCAGCCCAAGCAUAUCAAUAAGAUUCUGGUGCGAUCUCAGGGAAAUAUUCUUUUCAAAGUAAUUCCUAAUUCAUCACAACCCGUCAACCGCCAAACUAAGGACUUUGAAGAGAUUGAGGAAGCAAAUAGGACUAUGGAGGCCAAAUACCGGCAGUUCUUUGACUGCAUGAUAGUGAAUGAUGUUCUGCAGGAUUCAUGCAUGGAUCUUUUCAUAGCUAUACAACAUGCUCAAGAAGAGCCACAGUGGAUUCCUGCCAGCUGGCUUGCCCCUGACAAACCCUGGGUGUCCUUACUAACCGAUCUAUGCCACACUAAAUCCCUCUUUGGCAGAUGCACGUCUGUGAGGAUUAAACCCAGGAUUAGACAGCUUGACGGCAAAGCCAAGACUCCUUUCCUACUCUCACACCAUCAGCUCCUUCACCGGGACUCUAGCCUGACAAUAAUGAGAGGAAAACAAUUGUCUUUUUGA